CGAUAAUUUUAAUCUGUUUACUUUUAGCGAAAUGGAUGAAAUUCUGUUUCCCACGCAAAAUUCACUAAGUGACAACGAUGAUGUGGAUUUAAAGUUCUUUAACACAGCCACCGAAAGCCGGAAGGAUAGUGAGACAUCCGACACAGCAGACGGCAAUGGCAAUGACGCCGACAACAAGGAUGGCAAAGCAGAUGCCGAUGCGGACGGCGACUCCGGCGAGCCCUCUCAAAAGAAACUAAAAACCAAAAAGGAACUCGAGGAGGAGGAACGAGAACGCAUGCAAGUUCUGGUGUCCAACUUCACAGAAGAGCAGCUAGAUCGGUAUGAGAUGUAUCGCCGUUCCGCCUUUCCCAAAGCCGCGGUCAAGCGCCUGAUGCAGACCAUAACCGGCUGCUCGGUCUCCCAAAAUGUGGUCAUAGCAAUGUCUGGCAUAGCGAAGGUGUUUGUAGGCGAGGUCGUGGAGGAGGCUCUGGACGUGAUGGAGCAACAGGGCGAAUCGGGCGCACUGCAGCCCAAGUUUAUACGCGAGGCCGUGCGACGGCUGCGCAGCAAGGGACGCAUGCCCAUUGGUCGCUUUCAGCAGCCCUACUUUAGACUAAACUAAACAGUAGGAUUAAGUUUGUAGUUCGUAAGUUAAAAAUUUAGUCAAUAUACAAAAGCGUCUUUAUUCGUUUAAA
Drosophila virilis is the source of this 677-nucleotide messenger RNA. It is a transcript of the gene Taf11, whose product is annotated as TATA-box binding protein associated factor 11. Lineage: Eukaryota; Metazoa; Arthropoda; Insecta; Diptera; Drosophilidae. The record is from RefSeq and is a predicted model, not a curated record. Gene Ontology annotation, cellular component: nucleus; transcription factor TFIID complex. Gene Ontology annotation, biological process: RNA polymerase II preinitiation complex assembly; transcription initiation at RNA polymerase II promoter. Gene Ontology annotation, molecular function: transcription coactivator activity; protein heterodimerization activity.